CGGGCCAGCAAGCUGAUGCGCUCUCGGUUGGGAAGAGAGCCUUGACAGUUCUGUUUCCCCUGAAAAACUGCGAGAAGCCGCAGCAGUAAUAAUACAGGCUAUGCGGGCACGGAUGGCUGACCGUGACUUUUUCGGAGCCUCAUAUAGACCCUGACAUGACUCUUUACAGACAAGCCCCAGCUUCUCGGGAUACCCUGGCCGCCAAAAGGAACUCGACGCCGAUUUCUUUUCACAGAAUGAAUUGAGACGACUUUAUAAGGACGAAGAUGUUCCCGACUCUCCUAACGCGCCUCUUCUCAGUCGGAGCCCUCUUUCUCUUCGUUACGCACGGCCUCUCCGAAGCCGCGCGCUCGGACAAAUGCGCCUCGCGCUGCGACGUCAGCUCCUGCCCGAGUCCCAGCUGUCCCGGCGGCUACGUCCCGGACAGGUGCGGCUGCUGCCUGGUGUGCUCGCCGCGGGAGGGGGACCCGUGCGGCCGCAGGAACGACCUGCCGUGCGGGGACGGCCUGGAGUGCAAGGCGCACGCCGUUUCUGGCGCUGCUGCUGCUGCCGCGGGAAGGCGGCGAGGCUCCUCCAGGGGGGUCUGCCGGUGCAAGCAGGACCACGAAGUGUGCGGCAGCGACGGGAAGACCUACGCCAGCGUUUGCAAACUGAAGGCGGCCAGUCGGAGAGCCGUGCAGAGAGGGAGAGCCGCGGUGAGCCAAGCGCGCAAAGGGCCGUGUUCGGCUCCGGGCCCAGGUCGUUCUCUCGCCCAUCCCGGUAGCCCCCGAUUCAAGUUCAACUUCAUCGCUGACGUCGUGGAGAAAAUGGCUCCUGCUGUCGUCCACAUCGAGCUGUUCGUGAGGCAUCCUCUGUUUGGUCGCCAUGUGCGGCUGUCCAGCGGCUCUGGGUUCAUCGUGACUCACUCAGGUGUGAUUGUGACCAACGCUCACGUGGUGACCACUGCCGGCACGGUGACCGGGAGGCCGCAGCUGCGCGUCCAGCUCCACGACGGAGACGCGUACGAGGCCGCGGUCAGAGACGUGGACAGGAAGGCGGACAUAGCCACCAUAAAGAUCAACCCACAGAAGAAGCUUCAUGUGCUGUCCUUGGGCAGUUCAGCCGAUCUGAGGCCAGGGGAGUUUGUCGUCGCCAUCGGCAGCCCCUUCGCCCUGCAGAACACCGUGACGACAGGCAUCGUCAGCACCGCUCAAAGAGACGGCAAAGAGCUGGGCAUCAAGGACUCGGACAUGGACUACAUCCAGACUGACGCCAUUAUCAACUAUGGCAACUCUGGAGGACCUCUUGUUAACUUGGACGGUGAGGUCAUAGGCAUUAAUACUCUAAAAGUGACUGCGGGGAUCUCCUUCGCCAUCCCCUCGGACAGGAUCAGCCGCUUCCUCACAGAGUCACAGACCAAAUUCAACAAAGAAAAGAAGCAACUGCAGAGAAGACGCACGGAGGAACCUCAAUCUGAUGCAGUUUCAGAAGUGAAGAAAUACUUUCUAGGCAUCAGGAUGAUGACAAUCACCAAAGUGUUAAUAGCAGAGCUCAAACUUCAGGAUCCGGACUUCCCUGAAGUCAGCAGUGGCAUUUUAGUGCAUCAGGUCGUACCUAACAGCCCAGCAGAGAGUGGAGGUAUUCGGGCAGGGGACGUCAUAGUGAAGCUGGAUGGACGCCCGGUUCACACCGCCGAAGACAUCCACGAUGCUCUGCAGAGCGAACGGCCUCUCCUACUCGAGAUUCGUAGAGGAAAUAAUGACUUACUGUUUAAUGUCCACCCUCAGCUGUUGGUGCACUGAGAAAUAGGACGGGCCAUUUCAUUUCAGCUUGGACAAUCUAGUGAAGAGAGAAGAUGGACAAGCUUUUAAGAUACCAACAUGUGUGGAGUAUUUGCGAGAAAUGCUGCAAGCAAAUGACGUUUUCCAGUUUCUAUGAUGUAUAUUUUGUUAGAUUUCUACUUAUAAAAUGAUUUCUUCAUAAACAGUGCAAUACAAAAGUAUUCAUACCCCUUGGACCUUUUCAUAUUUUGUCAUGUUACAGCUACAGAUAUCAAUUCAUUGUUUUCCAGCCUCACAUCUUUUGCAAACCUUUACCAGAUCUUCUUUCAGGACUGGCCUUUGUUUAACACAAAUCCUGACCAGGUUCCCUGUCCCUGCUGAAGAAAAGUCUUUUCACAGCAUAAUUCUGCCACCACCACGCUUCAUGCCCGGUGGGGUGAUCCAUGUUAAUUUUCUGCUGCACACUCAUUUUUAUUUCUUAACCGAAAAGUUCAGUUUUAUUCUCAUCAGAACAGACCUGGACCAAACUGCAAACAAGGUUUCAAAGAAACAUGGCUUUCUUUUAACAAUUGCUUCUUUUUUCACAAUAAAGGUCAGAUUUAUGGUAUGCACAACCAACAGUUCUCCUGUAAACUGAUGGUUCUGCCUCCAGAGCCUCAUGACUCAUGGUCACAACUGACUCCUGGCUGCACACCCCUGGAGUUUACUAACUAGGUGACCUCUGAAGGCAACUACUUGCACAGGACUUUAUUUGGGGGUAUCAGCAUCUGUAAAAAUUUAUUUUAUUUCCACUUCACAACUAACAGAAUAACAUUGUUGUUCUGUCAGAGCAAAAGCUAAAUAAAAAAUACAUUGAA
Molecule: messenger RNA, 2617 nt
Organism: Fundulus heteroclitus (mummichog)
Lineage: Eukaryota; Metazoa; Chordata; Actinopteri; Cyprinodontiformes; Fundulidae
Gene: htra3a
Product: HtrA serine peptidase 3a
Exons: 10
Coding region: 267-1781 (504 amino acids)
Biological process (GO): proteolysis
Cellular component (GO): extracellular region
Molecular function (GO): protein binding; serine-type endopeptidase activity
Source: RefSeq, a predicted model, not a curated record